Molecule: messenger RNA, 1013 nt
Organism: Lobosporangium transversale
Lineage: Eukaryota; Fungi; Mortierellomycota; Mortierellomycetes; Mortierellales; Mortierellaceae
Exons: 5
Coding region: 248-931 (227 amino acids)
Source: RefSeq, a predicted model, not a curated record
GUCACGUUUGCGACUAUCACAUUGGCCUGUGCAACCAAGUGAUGUGGCGCAACAAGGACCCUUGCUUCAGCCUCCCUCUCUCUUCUCUUCACUCUUCUUGCUUUCUCCUCAUUCUAGUCUCCAUUUCAUUCUCUUUUUUUUUGUAUACCAUUUUCCAAUUUGUGCUCUCUUUGUAACUUUCAUUUCCUCAUUAUUUACUAAUAUUUGUUUUGUUCAUUCAUUACACUCAACCUUCCUCGAAAAAUUAAUGUCGACGGUUGCAGAGAGACUCGAGGAGGCCCAUGAAUACCUCUUGAAACUCUACACUAGCAUCCCUAUUCUGACCCCUUCUCUUGAGAAAAUCAAGACUAAUCAAGCCGAAUUUGUGCAUCUCAAUAACAGGCUUCGACAGUUACAGGAAAGCAUUUCCCUUAGACAAUCCAAGGUAGAAAAAAUAAGAAAGCAGCUCGACUCUGUCUUUACCAUCAACAAAGCCGAGUUUGAAAAGUCAUAUCGCCACGAGAUUAAUGAGCUCAAGGCUGUUGAGAACGAGCGACGUGCAUGUCUGCGUCAACGAGAUAGUGUCGUAACAGUGAAAUAUCAGUUGGAGAAGGAGCGUGCCACUUUGCUAGAAGAAACUCGCCAGCUCAAAAAAUUAACGGAAUCGGUCUUUGAUCGGUCCAAAGACCAAGUUGCAAACGCGGAUUUCCCAGAGGAACUUUAUUGGCAGUUGGAACUAAGAGAAUAUGAUGUGAAGAUAACAGACACAAGUCGUCAGCUCACCAAAUAUAACACAGCUCUGUCGAAUCUUGCUAGAGCAGCCAAUCUAUCAGAAGCUGCUUUGGUCGCGUUCUUGGGAUAUCCGGAUGCUGCUUAUAAGAUCUGGAGGGUAGAAUAUGCCCUCAAAGCUAGUCAGAAGAUGAGGCUUUGUAAGUAUAAUUAUAUUUUUUAGUCCUCUCUUCUUGAGCAAGUUUGGCAUCCAUAAUCGUGAGUACAUUAAGAGUCCUUUCUCCUCUUCUUUUUCAUCGAUAUAC